Molecule: messenger RNA, 3014 nt
Organism: Amphibalanus amphitrite
Lineage: Eukaryota; Metazoa; Arthropoda; Thecostraca; Balanomorpha; Balanidae
Product: thimet oligopeptidase-like
Exons: 7
Coding region: 394-2394 (666 amino acids)
Biological process (GO): peptide metabolic process; proteolysis
Cellular component (GO): mitochondrial intermembrane space
Molecular function (GO): metalloendopeptidase activity
Source: RefSeq, a predicted model, not a curated record
CACGCGUCCGCGUGCGGCGCAGCGCACCUGUACGCAGCCGGUGCACGCGGUUCCUGGAUCGCGCACCCGCUCCCAGCUCCGCGAACGCCGCCACGCCCGAGGCUAUUUAUCAGAAUUGGCCAGUGGCGUGUGCAGGCCACGGUCCGCGGCGGGCUCAAGGCCGCGCGGCGCCGGCCGUGUGUAGCGCCGCUGAAAUCGGCCGGCAGCGCUGCGGUGCACGGCGCGGCGCUUGGACCGCCCCUGGCGCUGCGAGCUGGUGUAGUUGGCCUGACAGAGCCGUCCGGUCGCCAGUCGGUGAAGCUGCCGUGCUGCCGGCGGAGUGGUCACGGUCGCAGCGCCGGCGCGUUGUCUCGGGCCAGAUUUCCUCAACUCAUCCUCAGAUUCGGUUCAGCCAUGGCCGGCAGCAAUUUGCCCGAGUUUUGUCUGGACUACCGCAAGUACACGGUGGAGAUGAUCAGUGAACCCACGGCAGCCAUCAUCAAAAAGGUCCGCAAACAGAUGGACGAGGUGGCCUCCGUUCCAGACGACCAGCUGACGUACGAGUCGGUGAUCGGGCGGCUGGCCGACAUUGAGACCGAGCUGGACACGUUCACCAGCUGCCAGGCGCGCCUGCCGGCCGCCGCCGCCACCGACAAGGCCGUCCGGGAUGCCGCCAGCGAGGCAGAGAAACAGCUGGAAAAGUUCAGCAUCGAACUCUCCAUGCGCAAGGACAUCUUCGACAAGCUGGUGGCCUACAGGGAUCAGACGGACCUCGGCAGCUUACACCCACAAACCAAACGCUACGUCGAGAAGCGGAUCCAGCGCGGCAAACGGAACGGCCUCCACCUGGACCGGGCGACGCGUGACAAACUGCAGGACCUGCGGACGCGCAUCUCCGAGCUGACGAUCGAGUACAUGAAGAACUGCAACGAAGAUGACACGUGGGUGCCUUUCACGGACGCCGAGCUGGCUGGCGUGCCCGACACCUUCCUGCAGAGCCUCGAGAAGACGGACGACGGCCGGCGCAAGGUCACCGUGCUCGCGCCCCACUUCAUCGUGCUGAAAAAGUGCUCGGUGGCUGAGACGCGCAGGAAGCUGACACACGCGCGCGCCGCUAAAUGCAUGAAGUCCAACACACCACUGAUCGAGGAGUUCGUCCAGUACUUUCACCAGCUGGCCAACGUGCUCGGCUACCCGACCAACGCGCACUACAAGACCGAGAUCAAGAUGAGCAAGACGCCCGAGACGGUGUCUGCGUUCCUGAGCGACCUCAAGGAGAAGCUGCAGCCUCUGUGGGCAGAGGAGCGCCGCCUGUUCCUGCAGUACAAGGAGGAGGAGUGCGCGGCGGCCGGUGUACCGUUCGACGGCCAGAUCCACGUCUGGGACGUCUCCUAUUACAGCGCCAUGGCCGAGGAGCGCAAGUACGCCGUCAACCACGAGGCGCUGCGCGACUACUUCCCCGUGGACCGGGUGACGCGCGGCAUGUUUCAGAUCUACGAGAGGCUGCUGGGACUGCGCUUCAGCGAGCAGCCCGGCGCCGAGGUCUGGCACGAAGACGUGAAGCUCUACCGCGUCCAGGAGGCCGACAGCGGCCAGCUGACCGGCUACUUCUACCUGGACCUCUACCCGCGCGACGGCAAGUACGACCACUUCUGCGUGGACUCACUGCGCACGGGCCGGCAGCGCGGCGACCACUACGAGCUGCCCGUCUGCGUCAUGCUGGCCAACUUCCCCAAACCGACGGCCGACAAGCCGGCGCUCUUCAGCCACGAGGAGGUCGAGACCUUCUUCCACGAGUUCGGCCACGCCAUGCACUGCAUCUGCUCGCGGGCCAGAUACACAAUGUUCGCCGGCACCAGUGUGGAGGGCGACUUUGUGGAGGCGCCCAGUCAGAUGCUGGAGAACUGGGUGUGGGAGCCCGAGCCGCUGGCACUCAUGUCGGGCCACUACAAGGACGGCUCGCCACUGCCGGCCGACCUGCUCGAGACGCUGGUGCGCUCCCGGCAGGCCAACAGCGGCAUCUUCAACCUGCGCCAGGUGGCGCUCUCCAUGUUCGACCAGAUCAUCUUCUCUCAGCCGCAGUCGGACACGGCCGAGAUCUUCCGCCAGGUGUACAAAGACGUGACCGGCAUCGACACCAUGCCCGACACCAACUUCGCCGCCUCGUUCGGCCACAUGGCCGGCGGCUACGACGCUAAUUACUACGGCUACCUCUGGAGCGAGGUCUACAGCGUCGACAUGUUCGAGGCGCGCUUCAAGAAGGAGGGCAUCCUGUCGCCGGAGGUGGGCCGCGACUACCGGCGCUGCAUCCUCGAGCCGGGCUCCACCAUCGACGCGGCCGACAUGCUGCGCAACUUCCUGGGCCGCGAGCCGAGCCGGGAGGCGUUCCUCAGGAGCAAGGGCCUGUCGGUAUAGGCGGCCGGCCGACCGGCGCCCGCCGCCGCUGGACUCUAACCAGGUCUGAAUACCUCACCGGGCGACUGCGGCGCGCCCCAGACAGUGUGUAGAGUUUGCAGUAUUAGUUCGUUCCGCCGCGCGCCCGGCGCGCGCGCCGCACCCUGUUGUGCUCGUGUUCCUGAGAGCCCCGUGCUCGCCAACUCUCCGAUGCGGCUCUCUGGAGCCGACGCCAGAGCCGCCGAAUUUUGUGGCCAACGCGCGAUCCACACUGACCCACAAACGCCUCAAUGAAUGCCUGGGACGGCGGCGGCCGUGUUUGUUAGGGAGGUCGCCGGGCCGGGCUCCCCGGGCCGCCCGUGUUGUGUGUGGUGCAGCUGAGUGCUGGCUGGGAGACGGCGCCGGCCGGCACGGUGCGCCAUUCCACCCCGCUCGGCGGGGCGCGCUCCCCCGCUGGUCGGUUGUCGCUGCGCCGAUUUCUGGUUGUGUUUUACCUGUUUGCGUGCGAUGGUUGCUGGUUGCGGCUGCUGAGCGCACAGAGCUCGAUAACUGAAUGGCCGCCCCGAGCCGUCACUUGUAAUACCACGGGGCGGGGCUGCGUGAUGCUGCAGCACCGAAAAUACAGAGACGCAUGCAGUGUU